AUGGCAUCCGACGGAACACCGGUCGCGGAGGCUCUCCCGUCUGAAUUGGGGAACGCCAUCGCGGCUUUGAACACAUGGAGCAACCCGGACCUCCAGGCCAAGCUGGCCGAGCUCGGAGCACCAAACAUGGGUCCUCGGGAGGAGCUCAUUGACAGGCUGAAAAGUUACAUGAUCCAGACUGGAAUCAUCCUUACAAAACCAAAUGAUGACAAAAUGGCCUCUCAGAUGUCUGUGAUUCCACCCAUGCCCCCCAUGCCCAUGCCGCCAAUGCCUCCAGGCAUGAGCAUGCUCCAACCUCUGCCCAUGAUGCCCCCGGGAGCCCCCCCUCCGCCCCGCAUCCCCAUGGGCCUGGAGCACGCUCCCCUGCCGCCUCCGGGCCUGUCCCAGGACGACCAGCUGAAGAUGGCUCAGCAGAGAGCCGCCAUGGUUCUACAGCAGGAGGAACGGGCCAAGCAGCAGGCUGCGGUGAUGUUGGAGCAGGAGCGGCAGCAGGAGAUGGUCAAGAUGCAGACGAGAUCCCUGCCCACGGUUUCAAUCUUGGAUCCUCGAGGUCCGCUUCCUCCUGGUGUCACCAUGCUGCCCCCUCAGAAGCAGAGGGUGCCGCCUCCUCCAGGAGAAGAUAACAAGGAGCUCUGGCAGAAUGAGGAAAUAAGUGUCGGCGGGCCUAAAAUCCCCCAGGUCCUGGAGAAGAUCCUCCAGCUGAAGGAGAUCAGGCAGGAGCAGCUCACUGAUGCACCAGAGGAGGAUGACGAUGACGGAGAGAUGGAUGCUAACAAUUCCUCCGCUCAAGCGAUGUCUGAAACGGAAGACGGCCAGAUGUCUAAAAAAGAUAAAAACCGCAAACGCAGGAACCGCAAAAAGAAGAGCAAGAAGAAGCGAGCGCUGGAAAAGAAGGAGCAAGCUGAACAACAACAACAGCAGCAGCAGCAGAAGAAGAAGGAAGGCAGCGAGAAGGAGAAAGAGAAGGACAAAGAUAAAGACAAAGGAAAAGACCCAGAGGUGGAGAUCGAGUACGUCACCGAAGAGCCGGAGAUCUACGACCCAAACUUCAUCUUCUUCAAGAGGAUCUUCGAAGCGUUUAAGCUGACUGACGACGUGAAGAAAGAGAAAGAAAAGGAGCCAGAGAAGGCCGAAAAGCAGGAGGCGGUCGGAAUGUUGCGGAAAAAAGGCUUCGAAUUGGAGAGGAAGGACAGCGACGACAGCGAUGAUGAUGCCAAACCAGAUGUACCAAAACUGUCCAAGAAGAAGCUGAGGAGGAUGAACAGGCUGACGGUGGCUGAACUCAAACAGUUGGUGGCCCGUCCAGACGUGGUGGAGAUGCAUGAUGUGACGGCGCAGGAGCCCAAGCUGCUGGUCCACUUAAAGGCCACCAGGAACACGGUGCCAGUGCCGCGCCAUUGGUGCUUCAAAAGAAAGUACCUGCAGGGAAAGAGAGGUAUCGAGAAGCCUCCGUUUGAGCUGCCCGAGUUCAUCCGGAGGACAGGAAUCCAGGAGAUGAGGGAGGCCCUGCAGGAGAAGGAGGAUGCCAAAUCCAUGAAAACCAAAAUGAGGGAGAAGGUACGACCCAAGAUGGGGAAGAUUGACAUCGACUACCAGAAGCUCCACGAUGCUUUCUUCAAAUGGCAAAUCAAACCAAAACUCACCAUCCAUGGAGACCUUUACUACGAGGGUAAAGAGUUUGAAACCCGCCUGAAAGAGAAAAAGCCAGGAGAUUUGUCAGAUGAGCUGCGGAUUGCUCUGGGCAUGCCAGUUGGACCUAACGCUCACAAGGUGCCGCCUCCCUGGUUGAUCGCCAUGCAGAGGUACGGACCCCCUCCCUCCUACCCCAACCUCAAGAUCCCCGGACUCAACUCCCCAAUCCCAGAGAACUGCACGUUCGGUUACCACGCCGGUGGGUGGGGGAAGCCCCCAGUAGACGAGAUGGGCAAACCUCUGUACGGCGACGUGUUUGGGACCAAUGCAACAGAUUUCCAGUCUAAGGCGGAGGAGGAAGAGGUGGACCACACGCCGUGGGGGGAGCUGGAGCCUUCGGAUGAGGAGUCGUCGGAGGAGGAAGAGGAGGAGGAGAGCGACGAAGAGAAGCCAGAUGAAACCGGAUUCUUCACACCAGCAGACAGUGGCUUAAUCACUCCCGGAGGCAUCUCCUCAGUACCAGCCGGCAUGGAGACUCCAGAGCUGAUCGAGCUGAGGAAGAAGAAGAUCGAGGAAGCCAUGGAUGGAAACGAGACACCGCAGCUUUUCACCGUUCUACCAGAGAGACGAACUGGGGCUGUAGGAGCGGCCAUGAUGGCCUCAACGCACAUCUACGACAUGACAGGGGUUGGACGCAAAACCGGUGGAGGGCAGGAGUCGCAGGGUGUGGAGGUGGCCCUGGCCCCUGAAGAGUUGGAGCUGGACCCGAUGGCCAUGACUCAGAAAUACGAGGAGCAUGUCAGAGAGCAGCAGGCCCAGGUGGAGAAGGAGGACUUCAGCGACAUGGUGGCCGAGCACGCCGCCAAGCAGAAGCAAAAAAAGCGGAAGGCCCAGCCGCAGGACACACGAGGCGGUGCCAAGAAGUACAAAGAGUUCAAGUUCUAGAGAAACGCCAACAGCAGGCACCGCACCGAGCCGGCCGCAGCAGGAUGUGAAACGGAGAGAGACGUGCUCCGGUUUCAGUUUCGGAGGAUGUACACAACAGCACCAAUCGACUGUUUAGAUCAGUACCGACUUUUUGUUCCCUUUUUUUUUUUUUUGCAUCAACAAUGUCGUCUGGCAACAUGUCAUGUAAUUGGUGUCAUGUGCAUUUCCUGUUUAACUUGUACUUUUUAGGUCUAUUGGGCUAUUUUUCCACCAUUUUGGUUUUUUUUUUCCUUCAGUUUUUUUUUUUGUAAAUAAAUGAUGUGAUGUCACAAACA
Molecule: messenger RNA, 2894 nt
Organism: Xiphophorus couchianus (Monterrey platyfish)
Lineage: Eukaryota; Metazoa; Chordata; Actinopteri; Cyprinodontiformes; Poeciliidae
Gene: sf3b2
Product: splicing factor 3b, subunit 2
Exons: 21
Coding region: 1-2577 (858 amino acids)
Cellular component (GO): nucleus; U12-type spliceosomal complex
Source: RefSeq, a predicted model, not a curated record